This is a messenger RNA of Miscanthus lutarioriparius, 858 nucleotides long. Lineage: Eukaryota; Viridiplantae; Streptophyta; Magnoliopsida; Poales; Poaceae. The record is from the annotation of a GenBank genome assembly.
AUGACUCCAAAGGAUGUUCAAGGAGAUAGACCUACUGCUAACUCGGUAAAGCGCAACCGGAAGAAUCAGUACAGGGGAAUCCGCCAGCGCCCUUGGGGCAAAUGGGCAGCUGAAAUCAGAGACCCUAGCAAGGGUGUCCGUGUUUGGCUUGGAACUUACAACACUGCUGAGGAGGCAGCUAGGGCAUAUGAUGCUGAAGCUCGCAAGAUCCGUGGAAAGAAAGCGAAGGUCAAUUUUCCUGAUGAAGUGUCAGGUGCUCAGAAGUCAACCACAAAGCCAAUUCCUGCCAGUGCAACAAAGCUAGCUCCACCCCCAAAGGCAUGUGCUGAUGAGGUUUUCAAUAACCUGAACAAUGACAACAAUGAUUUGUUCGCAAUGUUUGCAUUCAAUGACAAUAAGGUUCCUGUGAAGCCAGCUGAGCGUUCCAGUUUCCUCCCUUCAGUGAAUCCUCUGGUGCCCAGUAAGAGGUCUGCGACGAACAUGCUCUCUGACCAGAGCAGCAACUCCUAUGGCUCUUCUGACUUUGGGUGGGACGAUGACACCAUGACCUCAGACUACACCUCAGUCUUUGCUCCCAAUAAUGUUAUACCAGCAUCUUACAUGCAAGGUGGAGUGUCAAAGAGAAUGAGGAACAACUAUGGUGUAGCCAUGCUUCAGGGAAAUGGCGCGCCAAGUCUCGCACAAGUCAUGGCUGGUUUUGAUCCUGAGAUGAACUAUCAGCCAUUGCCUUAUGUUGAGAGCAGCUCAUCAGAUGCAUCAAUGGAUAGCCUUCUGCAAACUGAUAUUCCACAGGAUGGGGCAAGCAAUGGGGAUAUCUGGAGCCUUGAUGAGCUGCUCAUGGCAGCUGGUGCUUAUUGA